AUGCCAAAACUUGAAACCAUUUUCAAUAAAUGGCAAUUGAAUGCAAUUCUAUUUGCCAUUGCCAUCAGCGGUGUUGCUUUCGUGCACGGCAAGUUCUACCGGGAAUGCAUUGGCGCUGAAAAGAGUCAGAAGUUCGUCGCUAGUUUGGACAAUUGUGCCAAAUAUAUCUACUGCGAUGGCAAUAAUUCGUUCGAAGGUGAGUGUCUUGAUGAUAACUAUUUCAAUGUGAAUGUAGGCAAGUGCGAUGAGCGUUCAGCGGUUGUCUGCAAUGUUGGCGUGCAGGUGCAGUUGACGGUUGAAGGCAGCCAGAAUAGCCAAGGAAGUCUAGGAAGUUCACACAGCGUGGGCGCACUCGAUGGUGAGCGUGUAGAUGACAAGAAUGUUGCAACGAUUUUCGACGCCAAUGUCAAUAGUAACAGUAUUAUGAAUACCAACAAUUUAAUGAGCAACAAUAACAACUGGCAUACGCUUGUUGGUCUUUGGAGCAGUCAGCAGCAGCAGCAGCAGCAGCAGCAGCAGGAAAAACAGCAACAAUUGCAAUCGGCGAUGCUAAGCGGUGGCGUUAUUGGCAGUGAGCCUGUAACGGGCUUAGCAUUAAAUGGCAUUGAUAUGGGCAACGCAGCCACCGCCGCUAUUGCGGCCAAUCAGGCGCCACAAUGCCCGCUACGCUAUGGCCUGAACAACGUUAUCUAUCUAGCCAAUGCCGCGUCUUGUACAUCGUACUACACCUGCUACAAUGGCAUUGCCAUACCGAUGAUAUGUCCGCGCGGCACCUACUUUAAUGAGGAGACGUCACGUUGCGAGCGUCAGGAAAACGUUUACUGUUCGCUAUAUCGUCCCGUUCGUUUGAUAUGCAAUCGCGGUGUCUACGAUUAUAUACCUCAUGCACGCAAUUGUGGCUACUACUAUUUCUGCUCCAAUGGCUAUUUGAUGAUCUUCCAAUGUCCAUUUCAGUAUUUGUGGCACUAUGAGCGACGCACGUGUGUACAUAGUUCGCAGGCGAAAUGCUUUUCUCGCGCCAUUGCGGAGGCGAUGCUUAGCUAGUGGAGUGGCGAAGCAUUUGAAA
Molecule: messenger RNA, 1066 nt
Organism: Rhagoletis zephyria (snowberry fruit fly)
Lineage: Eukaryota; Metazoa; Arthropoda; Insecta; Diptera; Tephritidae
Cellular component (GO): extracellular region
Molecular function (GO): chitin binding
Source: RefSeq, a predicted model, not a curated record